AUGGUGGGUUCCUUGCUCUUCUUCCACUGGGCUUGCGUUUCUGUCACGCGUGGGGGCGCAAGAAGCGGCUGGCAGGCGAAGGAGUACGACCUCGCAGACAAGAACGGGCUUGCAGACUUCCUAGAACAUGCGGACAUCCAGCUGGGUGGUCCGGGCAAGCGGAGCAUCUCCAAGGAUGCUCUCCACACCAUCGUCAGACACCUUAAAGGCGACCGUUUCACCGUGGACAUGCUCCAGGGCAUCGUGCAAGAAGUUGUUCCCGAUCGUGAGGGCCUGCUGAGCUGCGAGGACUUGGCACGCUGCCUCCGCCGCCCGGAUCCAGCUCCGGAGCCGGAAAAGUCCAAUCGCUACGACCUGGCUGAGAAAAAGGGUCUGGCGGACUUCCUGAAGGAUGCGGACAUCCGCUUGGUGCCAGCCUACUUCAUUUUGAAGUUGCACCAGGAAGGAGAGCGGCUGCCUCGGCGCCAGGAAGCGGAAUCCGCCUAUGUGGACGGUUGGACGGCACUUGUAACGCACGAGGAGGUCCAAGCUUGGGCUGAUGGCUGGGCGCCUGACGGCACUCAGAUAGUCUCACUUUCCCAUUGCUGGGAGUCGCGAGAGCAUUGUGACCCGUACGGAUACCAGGUUGCCAAGCUAGCCAAGGCUCUUACGGGCGAGGAAUGGGUGUUCAUCGACUAUGUUUCUCUGUAUCAGUUCCAGCGACUCUCCCAGCAGCAGAAUGUCAGCUUCAGGCGUGCUAUGCAGCACAUGCAUGUGCUGUACUGCCAUGAGAACUCAAGCUCCCUCCGAAUCGAGUCUCUGACGCCGGAAGCAGACAUUGCAAAAGCCGAGACAAUGCAAGAAUGCCUAAUAAUGUAUCACCACCCCACCGGCCUGGUGAAACCAGUGCCGGUCACUGAGUUGGUCAAAAACCGCACCCCUGAUGCGCAGCGAGGCUGGUGUGCCGCUGAGAGGGAAUGGUCCAGCACACGGACAGCCACCAACCUUUCACGUGAAGUAGAUGCCCCAGAAGGCGAGAAAGGGGGAAGCGCCCCGAUGGUGCCGGAGGCGUUUAAAAAGAAUGUGGCACACCAACUAAAGUUCACGCACUUAGAUGACGUAGAGACCGUCUGCAGAUUGCAAGCGGAAGUGUACAAAGAGAAGGCAGAGAUGUGCAGGAGCCUGAGGCUCGUAGAUUUGGGCGCAGAUGCACUCGGCAUCGCCCUGUCGGCGCUCGAGCGCUACCCGGUCCUGGAGAGCGUGGAAAUCGUGCACUGCGAGCUCAGCCCCAAGCUCCCGCUGCUGCUGAAGGUCGUGGAGGAGAUCAAGCUCCGGCAGCUCCACCUGCAGCACAACGAGCUCUUGGAGGAGGGCAUCCGCCAGGUCAUCGAGGCAAUCAAGCAGAAUCGCACCCUGAAGCAGCUGAGCCUUGGGGGAACCAAGAUCGCGGAGGAAGGCGCUUUCGCCCUUGUUGAGGCGCUCCGGGUGAGCGGGGUGAGCGGGGUCGAAGUCCAGCUCGAUCUGAACGACAGCGAUUUGGGCAAGGCCGCCGUGGCAGUGGCCGGGGCUGUCCGGGCCGGUCAGGUGAAGCAGGGCAUCGUCAUCCACCCCGGGGUAGAGUUCUUGUGCAUGUUGAAGGACGAGAAAUUCCACGAGGUGGCAGAAAGGCAGAUGCUCGAGCUCGAUUUCAGCUUCGGCUGGCGGCUCAGCUCCGGGAGCCGAGGCGACGGGCGCCCCCGAAACCCGGAGCUCCUGGAGCGUUUACCCUGGGCUUUUCCGCAUCUGCCGGCGCUGCGAGACCUCCGGCUCGACCUCAGAGACGGGCUUCUUGGCGCUGACGGGCUCCGGGCCCUGGCCUUGGGCCUCCGGCAGCAACAGGAGCUGGAGGAGCUGACGUUGCGGUUGCAGAAUAACUCCCUGGGCCCCGAUGACGUGAAUGACUUGGCCUCCGCCCUCGCCGAGCUCAAGAAGCUGAAGGCGCUCAAGUUGAUCCUGUCCGACAACGAGAUCGGCGCUGCGGGCGCUGCAGCGCUCGCUGAUGGCCUGCAGCGCCUGCCGCAGCUGACGAAGCUCGUGGUUGAUCUGUCUAAUAACAAGCUCAGCCCAGCGGGCGCACAAGCUUGGGUGCAGAGCAUGCAGAACCUACACCAACUGACGGCGCUCCACGUUGAUCUGAGAUGUAUCCUUCUCAGCACGGAGGAAGAGAAGAAGCUUCGCACCACCUUCGAUGGGCUGGUUGGGGAGGAGAAGGCCUCGGUCUCGGCAGCGGCCGCGACUUUUCGAUUCCUGGAGUCGCUUCGUCGCGCUGCUGCCGGAAAAGCGGAGGAGGGCCGAGGGGACGAGGAGAAGGACUCCUUCGUGCCACGGGUCCGUGGUGUGG
Molecule: messenger RNA, 2359 nt
Organism: Symbiodinium sp. CCMP2592
Lineage: Eukaryota; Dinophyceae; Suessiales; Symbiodiniaceae
Source: the annotation of a GenBank genome assembly